ACGACUGUGUUAUCGAAAAGGUGGCAGAACUUGUGGGCUUUUAUUCCGGAUCUUCAUGUUUCACAAUGUCUGUCAGAAAGGACACUCUUUUUGGACUUUGUAAUGGAUCUUCACUCAGGAGAUUCUCUCUCGGGUGCGACAUCCUGGAAGAUGCUCCUCUUAUCAUAGCUUGGAUUUCUUUUGCACUGUUGCUCAAAGUGGAGGUUCUCAAGCUACACCUCCAGAAGCCUAGCUCCCCUUAUGACACUUGUUGGAUUUCUUCAUCAGAAAACAUACACAUUUCUGCCCCCAAACUUCAAUUCCUCUGUAUUGAUGAAACAAUUGAUGAUGAGGAUAUCGACUACGAUGAAGUUGGUUUUUCGUUUCAAGAUGCUCUUUCCUAUGAUCGCCAACUCCAUAUUAGCAGAGCUUCUCUCAGAUCCUUCAUGUACAAUGGCGAGCUCAUCAACAACUGAAUGUUGUUUGCAGUUAGUUGAGAGUGCGCAAAUUGACAUCUAUCGCUUAUAUGAAGUUGACCGGGAUAUUGUUGUGCCUCGUGGGUUUAAACUAUUCUUAGUUUUGCUAAUGUGAAGACGCUCACUCUAACUCAUCACUUUUCUCAAGGAUCUUGCGGCUGGAGAUGAGCUCCUUAACACUCUUCCUAUGUUUUGUAAUAUGACCGACUUGUCAGUGGAGGGAUCAUGAGAUCUUAUGUCUUUCAGGAUCUUAUCAAUGAUACUAAGAAGAUCUCCCCGUCCUAGAAAUCUCAGCUUUUGGGAGGAAUCUACGACGUUUGUUUUGACAAAAACAAGCUUUCAUAUAGUUAGGGACUACGGAUCUCCCCAGCAGUCAAAUCAAGAUUUUAGUUCACCUCUCAGGAGGCCAAGAGAGGUUUUAUGGAAGGAAUUGCGUGUGAAACCAUUCUAAGCAAAAUUGUUAACAUCGGGGUUGGGUAUACCAAGUUGUACCCAGAUUAUACUCUAACACUU
This is a messenger RNA of Cuscuta campestris, 968 nucleotides long. The record is from the annotation of a GenBank genome assembly. Lineage: Eukaryota; Viridiplantae; Streptophyta; Magnoliopsida; Solanales; Convolvulaceae.